Molecule: messenger RNA, 6581 nt
Organism: Paramuricea clavata
Lineage: Eukaryota; Metazoa; Cnidaria; Anthozoa; Malacalcyonacea; Plexauridae
Source: the annotation of a GenBank genome assembly
AUGGCGUCGAGCAGCGAAGGUGGGCUUGUGCUUGUCGCUGUUGAUGGCAGUGAAUUCAGUGAUCGUGCCUUGCAUUGUAAGUAUUCAUUAUCAAACUUUAUUCUUUAAUACGUAUUUUUCGAAUUACCACUUUACCAGCGUUUUCACUAUAUUGCUCUAGCAGCAAUGAUAGCGUACGCGUUGCCUUGAAUAGCAAAUUUUGCUAUAUUGGACAAUUAAAAUGUAUUAUGUAUGCACUUGCUAUUAUGACUUAAAUUAAAGAUCAAGUUAUACUUUUAUUCAGUAUUUCAGUAUAUCUUAUGUGAAGUUAUGUCAUUUGUCUCUGGGCCAGAACUGCAAUACAUGCAAAAUUGCACGACGCACUCGGCUCCGCAGUCGGCAUAUUAAAACACAGAGGAGAGACAUACAGAGCUGCAACUGACCGUUGUCCCACUUUUUUUCAGGCGACCGAGAAAAAAAUGAUCAACUGCGCGUGCUCGGCAAGUUUUAAAGCGAACCGCCAUCCAAUCAGAUAUGCACCAGGGCGUUUAUAAGAUAACAAGACGCCUGCUCAGGCGUUCACACUGGCCUGAAAAUAACGAGAUACGUGCUAUGGUGCAAAAGGCAGGAAUACAAAUCUUAAACCGCAAGCAAAUUUUAUGGACUUUUUUUAAAAAAUAAAAGACCUUUUCGGGAGACGUUAAUGGUGCAAGUCUAUAACUAGGAGUUACUAUCGCAAGGAAAGUGCUGCCUUUUUGGCGUAUGAACUGAAUGCAAAAAUUUAUACUUCUACACAAUUCUCGGUUAUAUCCCCAAUGUUUCCUUCUCGUUCAUCAUUUAAGCCCGUUCACAAACUCAUUCUUAAAUUGUGUGCACGGAAUACGAGUAAAUAGCCAACAUGAAAAUGAAGCCAUUGGGUCAAAAGUGGAUAUUAAGGUCUAUUACCUAAUCAUGCCGACCUACAGAAUCGAUUUCCGGUUUUUCCUAAACAGCGCGUUGUUUUGAUGUGCGUUCCAUGGGCCGCGCUAAAAAUAUAAAUAUUCUGUAAAUACCAAAAUAAAAGAUGACAAUCUCAAGACACAAGCUUGAAAAUAACACUAUAAAUAGUGUUUUCGAUUCUGGUUCCAAUAAUAUCAUUACGAAAAAGAUAUGUCCAAAGGGGCCGAAGUUAUGUUCGGCAAAAUGUAUGGCUAGUAGUUUACAUUGUUUGUUAUAUUAUGAAAUAUGAUACCAUACUUGUAUUAAAAUUCGCGUCGAACUAAUGUUAUUGUAUUAGGCAAAUGAGUAGACUUGCCACAAGUCGACCUCGAACGAAAUGCGUUUCUUCGAGGUCGACUUGUGGCAAGUUUAGCAAAUGAGAACCAUACAAUAAUGGUUCUAGUUCUUGUUGGUAUUUUGAACGCACGCUUUAUCUUUAGUAUAGCUACCACAAAGCUUUUCGCGCGGAUUAUAUUUCGCGCAGUACUAAAAUUUCCGCACCCAGCGGCCAUAGCCUGUGAGAAUUUACGGCUAUACACAGGCUAAGCGGCCAGCGCUACGCUAAUUCUCUUAAUUCUAGUACUGCGCGGAUUUUAAUACAUGUAUUUAAAGGUAUAUUGUCGACAUUUGACUAAAACUAUCGUAAGGAAUUCGGAGAGUUUGUCCUUGUUUAUAUUCCAAUAUAUUGUAUAAAUUCGCUGGGUACAAAGUCGAGUCGUUUAAUUUAAUACAAAAAGAAAAACAUUAAUUCAACAGGCAAGAAAGUCCAGAGUGCGACGCAAAAAUUACAGGGCAUAUUGUAAACACUGGACUGGACUUUGGACUGGACUUUGGACUUUGGACUAUGGACUUUGGACUUUCGAUUUUGAAAUUAUAUUUUUUUUAGAUUUUCGUAUAAUUAUAUUAAAAUCUAAACAGAGAACGAAGAUUUGCUGCUGAAAAGCGUGCUACACUGCAUGCACAUGCAUGAUAUAAUAAUAUACAAAGUAAAAAAUCUCUAGUAUCAGUUAUAUAGGUAUACCAGCAGUGCAAUUUCAUACGGAUAUUGCCUGUAGGAUAGCAGGAUUAUCCAAUAUUUUGGGAUUUAAUAUUUAAAUUUUAUAUAAUAUUUGUAUUUAUAGUAUGCAUAGUACAGUAUAUACUGCAGAACUUCUUCUUUAUCAUAUAGAUAAUAGAUUAAUUGUCAGAAACAAUUGUGACAAAAGUGUCUCGGCAAACACAAAAUAUUAACUAUACAAGUGAUUAUUAUCGCGCCUAUUGAGUAUUGUGACUGUUCAUCUUUGCAUAAUAGUUUAUACUAGUACUGUAUUGUGUAAUUGUUUACUUCGUUACACAGUAACGUUUUGUUAAAUUAAUGUUACUUAUUUUUUAAAGACAUUCUAGUUAGCUAUCCUUAUCACUAUAAGACUAAGUGCUUCAGUUAUUAUUAAUAAGUGUUAGUAGAUGGACAGGAAUAUUCGACUAACGGAAAUUUACACACUUUUUAAGACCUACUCAGUUGUGUGUGAGAAGGCAAAAAUCUAUGUCUAUGUGCUUCAGGUAGUCUAGCAACUAUUUGCCACGUUUACCACUUGCAAGUGAUGAACCAGGCGGGAAUCGCAAUCGUAGUAUAAAGAUUAAUGCUCAGCCGCAUAACGUACACAAAAGAGCCAUAUAUAGACAAUAAUAUAAACAUAAAUAUAUACAUAAAGUAAUACUAAUUACUAUAGAUUAUCAUAAAGUAAUCAGUACUACCAAUUUUUUACUGAUAAUGUAUCAUACAUUCGUAUUUUAUAAAGUAUGAUGACUAUGAGCUACUAUGAGAGUUUUCGUGUUCACUAUGGCUGAAUACAUUUAUGAAAAGCUAAAACUGACACAGACAAAAUACAUUGUAAACACAGCCUAUUUAGGUAGGCGCUAAACCGCUGUAAAUUAUUAUGCAAAGAUGAACAAUACCGUCAUUAGUAUUUUUGCGCAAGUGAAUAAAUAGUACAGCAAAUCCUACAAGUUGUCAAGUUGAUUGGUCAAAUUUGACAAAUUCCCUAGCCUCCUUCGCAGACAUCAGAGAGAACGUACACAACUGGCGGCUGCGAGGGAGACUACAAAUUCCCGGAUAAUCACGGCCUCGCCUUCGGCGAAUAAUUGUUCAAAGCCAAAGGCGCAAUAAUAAUCGCGUGUAGUUUAUACUCAUACGUGAUAGUUUCUCAAUAUUUUGUAUUUGCCAAGCUACUUUUGUCGCAAUUGUUUCUAUAAAUCUAUUAUAUAUACGCGAUAAAGAAGAAGUUCUGCAGUAUAAACUGUACUAUACAUACUAUAAAUACAAAUAUUAUAACUGAUAAAAUUUAAAUAUUAACUUAAAAAUAUUACUGAGAUGAUGAGAAUUGCACUGGUAUACCUAUAUAACUGACAGUAUUUUUUACCUUGAAUAUUGUAUCAUGCACAAAUUUUCGUUCUCUGUUUAGAUUUUAAUUAAUAUAAUUAUACGAAUAUUUUAAAAAUAUAAUUUCAAAAUCGAAAGUCCAAAGUCCAAAGUCCAUAGUCCAUAGUCCAAAGUCCAUAGUCCAAAGUCCAAAGUCCAGUCCAGUGUUUACAAUAUGCCAAAAUUACAGUAAGGUCGCAGCGCUCGGAACAUUCAUUCUCAUUGGCUGAUCGUUUACCCCCUGUAGCCAAUCAUAGUGUCACAUAUCAUCAGACCAAGAUCAGACCAAACGUCUGAGACCAAACCAGGAUUCACAUUUAUCUUUCCUUCUCACUUGUAUUCAAUAAGAACAAACAACUGCGCAAAAAAUAAGAACAAAAAAAGCCUUUGCGGAGGACGUAAGACUUUAAGACAAGAAUCUAGAGAUAUUCACUAAUAUUUUACACAUGCAGCGAGUAUUGCAUGGUUCUCAUUGCUUCCUGGCUCUGUGCAGGGGCGGAUUUAGACCGUUGCAACUGUAGCAUAUGCUACGGUCAGAUUUUCCAUAGGCCAGUUCUAACAUGGAUCAUAAAAUCAAUCUAAAAUAUAAUUUAGCAAUAUUUUGUUUACUUUCCUUGUUUAUAUUUCAAGGUUUUAUUUUAUUUAGUUUUAUAUGUUCUAAAACAUUUUAUUUUGACAAAUUGAUGACAUUUAUAAUACGUAACGUUAAUUGUUUUAAGAAUUCCCGCCCGAAAAUACGGUUGUAAUUGCCCGUUUGCGGGUCAUUACGCAAUGGACUAUAGCUUAGAAAAUAUCAUCCUUCAGAAAUACACUGUAGCGUGUUGCCCAUAUAUGAUCAAUUUUCGCUACGGUCAGAUUCAUUAAGGUCGAAUCUGACCGUAGCGAAAAUUGGCAUAUACGGCAUUCUGAUUGGUUUGCUACGGUCAAACGUAGCAAACCAAUCGGAAUGGGGCAAAUGCUAUAGUUUGCUACGGUGGCAUGAAAUUGGCUACUGCUCCAGAACGAUGGAAUAUCGGAUAUUUGUGUUUGGCUCAUCAACAACAUGCUAUUGGGAACCCACAGUACGGUUGUGCGCAUUUCGAAAUGAAAGCCGUCGUAAAGCUAAAGGAUUUAUAUGCGUCGAGGUAGAAAUAAAGUCAGAUAGUAAAACGAAUCAUUUCCAGUCAGGUAAGCCUUAUGAAUGAUAAGAGAUGCACAUUAUAUUUUAAUUUGAGUUUUUACUGUAUAGUGUUCGCUAUUAACUUCGCUUUAUUAAAGUGUUUGCGCGCGUAUGUACAGUGUACCUGCAUGUAUUGAAAUUAAUACGCGAAUUAUGAUACGCGCGUAUAUAUAUCGUGUUUUAUAGCGCGCUAAUAUUUGUUUGUAAUGCGUAUAUAUUCGUAAGAUACGCGUAUUCAUAUCAUAAUACGCGCGUUCAUAUGAUAUGCGUAUUCGUAUAAUACACGCGUUCGUAGAUGAUACGCGCAUUUCGGUAUUCAAUUGAUAAUGAUAUGCGUAUGAUACGAGUAUCAUACCGAUAUCGUAUGUUAAAAUAUACGCGAGCAAUAGUUUACAUUUUGAGAUCAUUUCGGCUUAUUUUUGCUUGAGAAAUGAAUACAAUGAGGGCAAAUUUAAUGGUCACAUGCAGUGCUCAGAACGCAGGAAAUGGCAUUUCCGGGCUUCAAAUUUCAAAAAUUUUCCGGGGGGGGCAUGCCCCAGGACCCCCCUAGCUAUGCGAGGUCUUGGAAAAUGCUACGGUCAGAUUUUUGGCUGGAUCCGCCCCUGCUGUGUGUGCAUGAUUUUAACUGUAGAUUUACCAUAUUGAAAACGUUAACCAUCAGUGUAUAUAGUGUGCAUUUUAAGUUACUGAGCGUUGAUAUAUUAUGAGACUGAGAGACAUACACAAAAAAAGUGGGUACACUAGUUACAACUCUGUAUGUAUCUACUCUGUGGCAUAAACAUGCACAGCAGCAACGAGAUACGUCAUUAUUCAUUAACAGGGCGCUUAUAUAUCACAUGAUAUAUAAACGCCCUGGUCGUUAAUACCUAAUUUCCGCCACGGUGAUUUCCACAGUUUACACAGGGCGCUGGUUUACACCGAAGAGAAAUUAAAGUCAACGGGCACAGGUGUAUCGCUCAGCUUGCGCUUCUGCCUCAUAUUAGAGUUUUAUGCAUUAUAAAAGUGAAGAGUCUACUGAUAUAGUAAAUAUCUUAUAUACUUUACUGAUAUAGUAAAUUCAAAGAUGGAGCUUAUACUGAAAAAAAUGUGUUCGGAAAUUUUUUGUUUAUUUCGUCAUUCCGCUGAUAUGGCGAUUUCUUUGACGACUGCAAUAUAUUUCUGAGUCAUUUGAGUGAAUUGUUCUUUAUUAACUGAUAAAAUAUCCAACGUCAUUAGAAAAAAGCCGAACUGACACCAUUUUGAAACUGAUGUCUUUAGCUAUGUCCUGUGAAAAUUUGAGAAACAUUCAUUAAAACCCGCCAACCAUAGAGAACAACUCGUUUGAAAAUCCGCAGUAAUUGCCGUAAAAUUCUUCAGGAGAAAAUUGAAUUUGAAUAUUACAUUUUCAAUGUUUUUCUUAUUGCAGCGAAAUGUAUUUUAUUACUAAUUUAACAACAAAAUUUUUGUGUUCAAACUCGGUCAGAUAGUAGAAGUAGAACUUGUCUAAUGCUUUCAUGGAAACCAAUAAAAAAGUUUGAGGCAAAAUUAACACUCCAAGGUAUUCUGUAACCUUAAAUAGCGUCAAUAACUGCACAACUGGCCCAUGUAUCACUGUUCAAAUUGGUAUACUACGUACACCUUUAAAAUUAUCCCCGAUUCGGCUGACACAAACUUAUAAAACGCGCCGUACACAGCAGUAUACGUUACGGUAGAUUCAGUGGAAAACUGAAAUUGACAAUUUAUUUGUUUUAAUACAUUUAUUUUAGUUUACUUGAAGAGUUUGCAUAAAGAAGCAUACAGAGUAGGGUUGAUUUAUUCCUACGAAAAACCAGAUGUUGUUGUACGUGCGCCAAGUAAGGAAAUAUAUUAUCUGAUAUGAUGCGAUGUUUUGGUUGGUGAUCUUUAUCACUGUGCAAUUAUGGUUACGUGAAAACGAACAGAUUAACGUCAUUAACUACUACUAAAAAUAUACUUCUAGUGGACAUUGGCAAACUGAAUAUUGAUGAGAUUGAAAAGACGUUUAGAAGUUCUUGGGAUGAAGCAGAUAAGAUAAUGGAAAAGUACAAGAAAAUUUGUCAGCAAUAUGGU